Messenger RNA from Nematocida minor, 693 nucleotides. RefSeq names its product DNA-directed RNA polymerase III subunit RPC6. Gene Ontology annotation, cellular component: RNA polymerase III complex. Gene Ontology annotation, biological process: transcription by RNA polymerase III. The transcript has a single exon. Bases 1 to 693 code for a protein of 230 amino acids. The record is from RefSeq and is a predicted model, not a curated record. NCBI's taxonomy places the organism in Eukaryota, Fungi, Microsporidia.
AUGCGCAGCAUAUUAGACUUUAUUUCUUCAAAAGAGUCUGGGGUGAGCACACAGGAAAUACAGGAUGAAUUUAAAGAAAUGACACUCCAGGAAAUAGUUUCUGAGCUCAACAACCUGCACACAGAUUCUUUGGUGGAUGUUUUCCGCACAAAAUCUGGGAUAUUUUAUCGAAGAAACCGCGAGCCGCAGUCUUUUUCAACCGCGGAGGAAAAGAUCAUCUACCUCUUGGUGAAAGAAGCAGGGGUGGAGGGCGUCUGGAUAAAAGACAUCCGCGUGAAAAGCGGUCUCCACCAAAACCUUGUCACAAAGCUGCUCAAAACCCUGGAGCAGCGCCUUCUGAUAAAGUCGGUAAAGUCGAUCAAACAGAACAGAAAAGUGUACAUGCUGUACGAUGCAGUGCCAUCAGAUGAGCUGGGAGAUGGCCCGUGGUUUACGCCGGAUGCGGAGCUAGAUACGGGCUUUGUGGAUGCGAUAAAAAGCGUAGCAUACGAGUGGAUACUCAACAGCACGGCAGGCAGCGGGCUCCCCGCCUUUGACGCGCUCCCGGAUCUGAAGCAUGUGCACGCGUUCCUGCUGCGCGCUGAGAUAUCAUCGGUGAUGCUAAGCUUGGAAGACGUGAAAAGGAUCCUGGACAUUCUUAUCUACGAAAGAAAAAUCAUAGAGCUUGACCAAAAAUACUAUAUUAGGAAGUAG